This is a messenger RNA of Ogataea angusta, 1662 nucleotides long. RefSeq lists its product as uncharacterized. The transcript has a single exon. The record is from RefSeq and is a predicted model, not a curated record. The coding region runs from base 1 to 1662 and encodes 553 amino acids. NCBI's taxonomy places the organism in Eukaryota, Fungi, Ascomycota, Pichiomycetes, Pichiales, Pichiaceae. Gene Ontology annotation, cellular component: chaperonin-containing T-complex. Gene Ontology annotation, molecular function: ATP hydrolysis activity; ATP binding; ATP-dependent protein folding chaperone. Gene Ontology annotation, biological process: protein folding.
AUGUUCUCUGCUGCGCGUUCAGACACCCUAUUUUUGGGCGGAGAGAAAGUCAGCGGCGAUGAUGUCCGCAACCAGAACGUGCUGGCUACCCAGGCCGUUGCCAAUGUUGUGAAAUCGUCCUUGGGUCCGGUCGGACUGGACAAAAUGCUGGUCGACGACAUCGGUGAUGUCACCGUCACCAACGAUGGCGCCACCAUCCUGUCACUUCUAGAUGUUCAGCAUCCGGCAGGCAAGAUUCUGGUUGAGCUCGCUCACCAGCAGGACCGCGAGGUGGGAGACGGAACCACCUCUGUGGUGAUUAUUGCCUCCGAACUUUUGAAGAGGGCUAACGAGUUGGUCAAGAAUAAAAUUCACCCAACCACUGUGAUCACAGGCUACCGUCUUGCGUUGAGAGAAUCUACUCGAUUCAUUAAUGAGAUGCUCUCUCAGCCGGUCGACUCGCUAGGAAAAGAGACUCUUGUCAACAUUGCAAAGACCUCCAUGUCUUCCAAGAUCAUUGGAUCCGACUCCGACUUUUUCAGCCAAAUGGUGGUUGACGCCCUUUUGGCGGUGAAGACCACCAACAGCAAGGGAGAAACUAAGUACCCAGUCAAGGCAGUGAAUAUCCUCAAGGCACAUGGAAGAUCUGCCACUGAAUCUGUGUUGGUGAACGGUUACGCGCUCAAUUGUACGGUGGGAUCCCAGGCCAUGGUGAAACGCGUCACUGAUGCACGUAUUGCCGUUCUGGAUAUUAAUUUGCAAAAAGCAAGAAUGGCCAUGGGAGUUCAAAUCAACAUCGACGACCCAGAGCAACUGGAGGAGAUCCGCAAAAGAGAAUACGGAAUUGUUCUCGAACGUGUCCGCAAGAUCAUCGACGCAGGCGCAAACGUUGUUCUGACCACGAAGGGUAUUGACGACCUGUGCCUGAAGGAAUUCGUUGAGGCCAAGGUGAUGGCCGUGAGACGUUGUAAGAAGGAGGACUUGAGAAGAAUUGCCCGUGCCACGGGAGCCACCCUUAUCAGCAGUAUGUCCAACUUGGAGGGAGACGAGGUCUUCGAAAGCACUUACCUAGGACAGGCCGAGGAGGUUGUUCAAGAGCGUUUCAGUGACGAUGAGUGUAUCCUGAUCAAAGGCACAAAGACUCACUCUUCUUCGUCGAUCGUUCUGAGAGGCCCUAACGAUUACACUUUGGACGAGAUGGAACGUUCGAUACAUGAUUCCCUUUCGGUGGUAAAGCGGACUUUGGAAAGUGGUCAUGUGGUGCCCGGCGGUGGAGCUGUCGAGUGUGCACUGAACAUAUACCUGGAGAAUUUCGCCACCACUGUCGGAUCCCGUGAGCAACUGGCCAUUGCCGAAUUUGCAGCUGCUCUGCUCGUCAUUCCAAAGACGUUAGCUGUGAAUGCUGCCAAAGACGCCUCGGACCUCAUUGCCAAACUGCGCUCCUACCACGCUGCAUCGCAGCAAGUUUCUCACAUAGAUACCAAGCGCAAGAACUACAAAAACUACGGUCUGGACCUCGUGAGAGGAAAGGUGGUCAAUUCAGUCAGCCACGGUGUUUUGGAGCCUACCGUGUCCAAGAUCAAAUCUCUCAAGUCGGCGCUGGAGGCAUGCAUCGCCAUCCUGCGUAUAGACACGAUGAUUAACGUGGAUCCAGACCCUCCAAAGGAGACUCACGACCAUUAA